GUCAGUCGCGCGGCACGCGGCGCGCUGUUCGCACGUGGGUGUUUCUCUCGUAUCGCGUCGCAAGAGGUGCACAGGCGCGUUGCUCGUGGCCCUCCUCGGAUCUAACGAACCGAUCUCGCCGCCGGACAGGAAAUGACGUCGUCAUCGUCGUCGUCGUUGGCGGCGGCGGCGUGGAGAUGACAGCGCGAACCGCACCGAUCGCAGCUGCGUCGGCGGAUGGACGUGCCAGCCGCUGGAAAGCCCGAAUCCGGAGGAAAAUACGGAGAAGCUGGUAGUUACCGCCGUCCUCGUCGCCAUCAUCGUCGUCAUCGCCGCGGGCGGCGCAGGAAGGCAGCCGAGUUGACGAGAGUCGGCCGAUUCGCAAAAAGGAAGAAGGAAAGGAAGAAGUUGGCCGAAUAGGGUAACGGGCGACCACACGUACACACGGACAAGGUAUUUAACCGUCGUGGUUGAACACGGACGAGGAAGAGGAAAAAGAAGUGGGAAAUCAGGAAGAGCCACAAGCGGACAUACAGCUGUCGGUGGGAGAAACCAUCGCGCGUGAGGAAAAGUCUCUGCUCGGAUCGCCGUAGGCGAUCGUCUGGUCACGUGAGUGAUCCCCGUUGCCGGUAGAUUCGGCGAUCGUGUCAUAGUGAUCGCAACUACCAUCCAUUCAUCGGCGGUACGCUGCCGCGAGAGUACCGGACAGGCGACGUUCUGAAUUGUCGCGAAUUAUUGCGCGAGCCCUUCAAGAAGACCGAAGGAAUCACUGGCUGAUUAUUGUCCUCUGCAUUCCGUCGACAUCAGGAACAAGAGAUACGCGUAGCCUACGAGUGUGCGUUUUUUGAAGGAUCUUGAAGGGAUCUCGCUUUGCGGAUACCUCGAAAAGACAAUUUAACCAGAACCUGAAGGAACUCGGAAAUUAUUUGGUCGAACGUACUCUGAAUUUUCGUGCUUCGAUUGGCACCUCAAGAUUUGGAUUCGCCGAGUCACCCCGGUGGAAUCUUUAUUCGCCUCGUGCCGCGCGAAGAGACCCGAGGAGACCCCGAAAAGACUCGGCAGAUCAGCCGGUGGAAGCUCAUCUGUUCCACUUGGCGCGUUUGAAUCGCCCCGAAGAGAGUUCAGAGAUCGCUGGUGGAAUCCUUAUCGCUCGCUACUGCCACAAAUAUCUCGCAAAUAUUCCUGCGGAAGCUCAAAGAACGAUCGAGCGACUUCGCGCGCGAUUCAGCGCGAAAAGAAAGACUCGGUGUCGCGACGCAGUGCUUCGGUUUCCGGUUACCAUCGUCGAAGUUUACUUCGUAGAUUCGUUCGCGUGAAAACUCUCGCGAUCGCGUGGAAAACGCCGGAACGGUCUCUCGCAAGUGCCGCAGUGUUGCAUCAGUGAUCUUUUUGAGGAAACCGGACGGAUGUGCUCAAUUGCGAAGAUGAUGCACCACAUUGUUGUCGCCGCCCUUCUCGCCGUGUUUGCCAGCGGUGCGCCGAGAUCGUCGAUCAUCUACGCGGACGACAAAGUGCAAAACUAUCUCAUGAAAUUCGGCUACUUACCUCAGACAGGUUUCGAGACAGGAAAUCUACGAACAGAGGACCAGCUCAGAGAUGCAAUAAAAGAUUUGCAGAAAUUCGGCGGUAUCCCCGUGACAGGCGAGAUCGAUGAAGCGACAAAGAAGUUGAUGAAGGCCAGAAGAUGCGGAUUACCGGACCAGCCGGAUCCCAGAUUCGCCAAGACGAGGCAUAAACGUUUCACGAUUCACGGACAGCAAUGGCCGUAUCGAAACCUCACCUGGAGCCUGAGAUCCGAGCAGCCCAGCGGCUUGAACACCGGCGGGGUCCGGCUGGAGCUGAGUAGGGCCCUUGACCUUUGGGCCAGAAAUUCCAGGCUCACCUUCCAGGAGAUCAACAGCGACCGCGCCGACAUCUUGGUCUACUUCCAUCGGGGUUAUCACGGGGAUGGAUAUCCGUUCGAUGGCAGAGGUCAGAUCCUGGCGCACGCGUUCUUCCCAGGCAGGGAUCGCGGCGGGGACGCUCAUUUCGACGAGGAGGAGAUCUGGUUGCUGGACGAUGACGAGAACGAGGAAGGCACCAGCCUGUUCGCGGUGGCUGCUCAUGAAUUCGGUCACUCCCUGGGACUGGCGCACAGCUCGGUCCAGGGUGCUCUCAUGUACCCUUGGUACCAGGGCCUGAGCCCCAACUAUGAGCUACCAGAGGACGACCGACACGGGAUUCAGCAGAUGUACGGCGCUCCCGAGGGUAAGCUCUGGGGCAAUAUACCGGGUGGUCCGCCGCCACCGGAGCGACCACCACGGCCAGCACCGACGACGACGACAACGACGACGACCGUCGCGACGACACACAGAUCCUGGAGAAGGCCUACCAGGCCCAACCACUAUCCGGACGACGACAGACCCGGACAUCCGGGUCGUUAUCCGCCUCACUAUCGACCGUACAAGCCUCAUCGGCAUCACACAACUUGGUCGACGUCGCCGACGUCGACGACGACGAUGAGACCCACACCGAGAUUCAGGCAUCGGUGGACCCCGCCGCAGCGGUACGACGUGCCCGAUAAAUGCGAUACCAGUUAUGACGCCAUUAGCAUCAUCCGCAGGGAGGUCUUCAUCUUCAAAGGACGAUAUCUAUGGCGAAUAGGAGAUCACGGAAUCUAUGAGGGCUACCCGGCGGAGAUCACCAGGUUGUUCAAUCUACCGGCGGAAAUCGAUCACGUAGACGCCGUGUACGAACGGCCGGAUAAGAAGAUAGUCUUCUUCAUCGGUCGCAAGUACUAUGUGUUCAAUGCCAACAACCUAGAACCGGGUUAUCCGAAACCUUUGACGUAUCUGGGGCUGCCGGCCUCUCUGGAGAAAAUUGAUGGCGCCAUGGUAUGGGGCCACAACGGCAGAACUUACUUCUUCAGUGGCUCCAUGUAUUGGAGGUUCGACGAAUCUGUUAAUUACGUAGAACUCGAUUAUCCCAGGGACAUGAGCAUGUUCGCCGGCGUUGGGAACGACAUCGACGCCGUUUUCCAAUGGAAAAAUGGCAAGACAUACUUCUUCAAGGGCAAAGGGUUCUGGGAGUUUGACGAUCUCAGGAUGAGGGUAGCCCAUGAGAAGCAAAAAUUGUCGGCGCCCGUCUGGAUGGGCUGCCCGCCGCCGGAAAUAGAGACCAAUGAUAUCGAAACUAACUUGCCCAGGAAGUCGAGAAUCGUUUCGACUUCCUCCGCCGCUGCCAUCGCUACUGCUACGGCAGGAAGAACUGUGUCGAUGCUCGCAAUGGUCGUCAUGAGCUUCGUUGCGAGGAUAAUAUUGUCGCCGUAAAGCGCGUGUCCUUUAAACGACGAUGCGCGACAAGAAGCAUCUCCUAUCUUACGCAGAGAUUUCACGCGCGAGACAUGAACGCCAGGAAGCCGAUCGGAUUUUUGAAGUAUACAUGUCAAUGAAUCGACGAUCACGAAGAAUGAGAAACCGUUCGCGCUGAAGCGUCAAUCGACAUUUCAGAAGAUCGCCUGCUUGUAUCGCAGCACGCACUCUCCAUAAAAUUGACUUCGUUGAUUCUUUCAAGGAUGAAGAAAUCGCGAACGGAGAUCUUGAUAUCGACUUGAAGUCACAAAAAGCUCAGGAAAAGAUAUAUUUUACAGAGCAGCCGACGAUGAAUAAUUCGAUUCUGAUAUACCACGUUGCGCGAUGAAGAAGCAAAACUUUUCCCUCGUACGAGUUUGUCUUCUCUUUGAUAACACGUUACAUUGACAGGAACUUUGAAUUUAAAGCGUGUGACUUGAGUCCAUAUCAUCGAUCCUAACACGUCUUUCCCGGAAACACGAGGGAGCAUAUUUUUAUACGCCGUCUUUUUACACGGUCAUGUGGAAAUCGUCGAUCGCAUUUACGAAGUAAUUAACUUAAGCCGUAAUUUAUACUGCACAGUGGACGUCGAGGCCUCGAGGGGAGGGGAAGAAAGUAGAGUCUUCGAGGAUGAUGUUUUCACGGUUAAUCUUGCGAUUUCAGUGAUUUCACGAGCCGCCACUGCCAAAAAAGUCCAUCCAACGUUUUUUCGAUGUUAUUUUUUACACAGUUUGUAAUAGAGAUCCUCUCGCUGUUGCAUGCGCUGAUUCGCGAGGGAUCAAUACGGAUCUGUAAUGAACUCGGCAAUCGUCCUUCCGCAAACCGCCACGCGACUAUUGCUUGGCAUCGGAUCGGCGAUCCCUAGGCGAUAAGACAGUCGAUUCCGACACAGAGCACGUAUUUUAUAUAAAUAUUAUAUUAAUUAUUGAUACCGCAUAAUUUAGCAAAAGAAGAAGACACGCUCAGGUGUCGCCAGUUUUAUAAACUGUGAUAUUUAUAUACCCCGCGCGCGAUCAAAUAGCUAGCGUAAUGUCGAGGAGUUAGCGCAAGGUCAAUAGAUCCCGAGGAUUUGUCCACGGCGUGCCGCUUUUCAGACGCUCGUGCGGACUCCUGUAUUUCUGCCGUUAUUUCCUUCUCGGAGAAAAUAUUUCAGUUACGUUAAGUAUACUAAAAGCGAUCGAGAAUGGAAGAUUUCGGAAAUAAAACAGGUGCAUGUGCGUUCAAUCCCGAGUAGAUUCGAUGCAAGUCGAAAUCGAGAUUCCGUCAGGAAUUAAAAAGCGGAGAACGUGACGUUGAAAUAAAUUCUAGGGGAAAUAAGUCGACUCCGGAUUAAUCCCGGAAUGCGUUCUUGCGAAGUUUGCCGAUAUAUCUCCCCAAGCGUGUGCGGCCACGUGUAUGCACACGUACACGCACGCACGCAUGCGCGUUUUAAUUAUCACCGCGCAGCGCAGAGACGGAGAAACGGGACGGCACAAAUGAUAUUAUAUUUCUGUUAUCGAUUAAUUGUAUGCGAUGAUUUUUUUUCGUUCCGAUUGAGUACACCCUUAUUACGGGAAGAAACGUGCACCGGACCGUGCGGUCCGACCGAAGAGACAGCAGCGAGAAGCCCGUGUCCUCCGUUAGUUCCAAACUUAAGGGGAAAUUGGCGUAACGUGCUAAUUGUAUGCUACACGUAUUUUAUCAUAAGUUCGUGCUUUAUAUGUGUAUAUACGGAAAUAAAGUGAUUUUACCGAA
Messenger RNA from Ooceraea biroi (clonal raider ant), 5042 nucleotides. It is a transcript of the gene Mmp2, whose product is annotated as Matrix metalloproteinase 2. NCBI's taxonomy places the organism in Eukaryota, Metazoa, Arthropoda, Insecta, Hymenoptera, Formicidae. Gene Ontology annotation, biological process: extracellular matrix organization; proteolysis; collagen catabolic process. Gene Ontology annotation, molecular function: metalloendopeptidase activity; zinc ion binding. Gene Ontology annotation, cellular component: extracellular matrix. The record is from RefSeq and is a predicted model, not a curated record.